AUGCGUUCGUUCCAGAGUGCCGCCCGCUCUGCUUCGCGCAACUUUUGCGCUGCACAAUGGCGACCCAGCCUGCCGAAUUCGAUGCUCGCCGGCGCAACUCGGCCGUUAUCGGUGCACUCGAGACCACUGCACAGCGGACAGCCGCGAAAGUCCUCGUCAGAGACCGCUCAAACGACGCUUAAAGAUACGAGUAGCUCUGCUAUGUCAUUCCCUUGCCUCGACGCUCAAGAAGCCAAAUCAGCAUUGCUCUCGGCGCGAUCGUUGCAAUCGGGGCCCGAACCUUCAUACACCACCGGCCACCACGAGCAAUUCCACUGUGAUGACCCGCUCCUUCUUGACUGGGGUGGCGUGCUGCCCGAGUUCGAUAUCGCCUACGAGACUUGGGGUCAAUUGAACAACGACAAGAGCAAUGCAAUCCUCUUGCAUACUGGUUUGUCAGCAUCGAGUCAUGCGCAUAGCACUGCAUCCAACCCGAAGCCUGGCUGGUGGGAGAAGUUCAUUGGGCCCGGUCUGCCUCUCGAUACAAACAAAUACUUCGUCAUCUGCACAAAUGUGCUUGGAGGCUGCUACGGCAGCACUGGACCUUCAUCGAAGGGCCCAUCCGAUGGGAAGCCAUAUGCGACUCGUUUCCCGAUCCUCACACUGGACGACAUGGUCCGCGCCCAGUUCAGGCUUUUGGAUGCUUUGAAUAUCCAGAAAUUGGCAGCUUCUGUCGGUUCCAGUAUGGGCGGUAUGCAAAGUCUGGCUGCGGGUACCCUGUUCCCCGAGCGCGUAGGCAAGAUCGUCAGCAUCAGCGGCUGCGCUCGCAGCCACCCGUACAGUAUCGCGAUGCGACACACCCAGCGACAGGCAUUGAUGAUGGAUCCUAACUGGGCGCGCGGAUUCUACUAUGACGCCAUCCCACCGCACUCUGGGAUGAAGCUGGCUCGGGAGAUCGCCACAGUCACCUACCGCAGUGGCCCUGAAUGGGAGAUGCGUUUCGGCCGCCAGCGCGCCGAUCCAAGUAAACAGCCAGCCCUGUGCCCAGAUUUCCUCAUCGAGACAUACCUCGACCACGCGGGCGAGAAGUUCUGUCUCGAGUACGACGCCAACAGUCUGUUGUAUGUCUCCAAGGCAAUGGACCUCUUCGACCUGGGCCACGCCCACCAGUCCGCAGCUCGUCGCCGUCGCGCUGAGGCUGAAGCUCGCAUCGCAAGCGGUGGUUUUUCUCCCAGCGUCGCCGACCCCGCCUGCAGCCUGACUCUCCCCGACAAGCCUUACGAGGAACAGCCCGAGGCAACAGCGAAUGUUCCCCUAUCUGACCAGUCCGUAUCACCCCAAGAACCAGGUGGACCCCCAGAGGACCUCGUCGCUGGCCUUGCACCUCUGAAGAACCACGAACUACUCGUCAUGGGCGUUGCAAGCGACAUCCUCUUCCCCGCAUGGCAACAGCGCGAGAUUGCCGAGACCCUUCGUGCCGGUGGUAAUAAGACCGUCGAACACAUUGAACUCGGCGAGGACAUCUCGAUGUUUGGUCACGAUACUUUCCUUCUCGACCUGAAGAAUAUUGGUGGUGCGCUGGGCCGCUUUUUGCAGUAG
This is a messenger RNA of Penicillium maclennaniae, 1578 nucleotides long. Its product is annotated as homoserine O-acetyltransferase family protein. Gene Ontology annotation, biological process: L-homoserine metabolic process. The transcript has a single exon. The record is from RefSeq and is a predicted model, not a curated record. Gene Ontology annotation, molecular function: L-serine O-acetyltransferase activity; homoserine O-acetyltransferase activity. Lineage: Eukaryota; Fungi; Ascomycota; Eurotiomycetes; Eurotiales; Aspergillaceae. Bases 1 to 1578 code for a protein of 525 amino acids.